AUGAACCCUCUAGCCACUUUGCGGGGAAACGUGGUGAGCUCGACCAUCAUCAUGACCAUCUCCUCCACGCUCCUGGCCCUCGUCCUGAUGCCCCUGUGCCUGUGGAUCUACAGCCGGGCCUGGAUCAACACCCCCCUGGUGCAGCUACUGCCCCUGGGGGCGGUCACCCUGACCCUCUGCAGCACUCUCAUCCCCAUCGGGCUGGGCGUCUUCAUCCGCUACAGGUACAGCCGGGUGGCCGACUACAUCGUCAAGGUUUCCCUGUGGUCUCUGCUAGUGACGCUGGUGGUCCUUUUCAUAAUGACCGGCACUAUGUUAGGACCUGAACUGCUGGCAAGUAUUCCUGCAACUGUUUACAUAGUAGCGAUUUUUAUGCCUUUAGCAGGCUACGCCUCAGGCUACGGCUUAGCUACUCUCUUCCAUCUCCCACCCAACUGCAAGAGGACUGUGUGCCUGGAAACGGGCAGCCAGAAUGUGCAGCUCUGCACUGCCAUUCUCAAACUGGCCUUUCCACCACGGCUCAUAGGAAGCAUGUACAUGUUCCCCUUGCUCUAUGCCCUUUUCCAGUCUGCAGAAGCAGGGAUUUUUGUGCUAAUAUAUAAAAUGUAUGGAAGUGAAAUAUUGCACAAGCAAGAUCCUCUAGAUGAAGAUGAAGACACAGAUAUUUCUUAUAAGAAACUAAAAGAAGAGGAAAUGGCAGACACGUCCUAUGGCACAGUGAGAGCAGAUAACUUAAUUAUGAUGGAAACCACUCAGACUUCUCUCUGAACAAGGAGAUGCACAGGAGCAUCCAUAUUACUUCAUAUUUAUAGUCUGUGGCAGUGUAUAUGGUUUACAUAAAGGAUACAAUUGGUUCACAGUAACAUACUUGUAACAAUUCUGAUCUUCCCAUUGUAAGGUUGCCUUGGUAUAUUAACCAAGCGUUUUCACAAAUUACAAGUCAAUGCUGUAUUAUAACUUGCACCUGAGACUGCUCAAGUGACACCUGUACAAGUUAAAUGUGCUGUUUAUCUUUAUUAACCAAUUUCUAUGACUGUUUCAGAGAUAUAAAACUUAGAAAAUAGGGUUUUGGAAAUGUAGAAUUUUGGUGCACUAUCUUAUAUGAGUAACAAGCUAUAUUUGUAAAGCAUAAUUGAGUUUAAUGUAAUUGUUGUUAAAAAAAAAAAAAAAGUGUGCUAGCUCAACUUAUGAAUACUUGACAAUGUUAAAAUUUGACCUGUAUUUAGAAAACCCCCCAAACAGGUCAAUUAAACAAUGAAAUAUAGUAUUUUAGUGUCAAACCUGUUUCAAGUCAGAAAAAAGAAUACAUUAAUGCAUUUGAUU
This is a messenger RNA of Miniopterus natalensis, 1323 nucleotides long. The record is from RefSeq and is a predicted model, not a curated record. NCBI's taxonomy places the organism in Eukaryota, Metazoa, Chordata, Mammalia, Chiroptera, Miniopteridae.